AUGCAUAACCAAAACGGCGCCUACGCGGGAGUGCCGCACAUGGGGCAAGACAUAGACACUCAAGCUAUGCUGGCGAAUAAGGUACGAUGGGUGAGGUUUGAGCACGGCGGAGACGACCAUCGAUUGCACAUGCUUCUGUGCACCAAUGAGAACGUGCAUGUGUGGGACGUGCAGAAUACCGAGGAAGUCUGUGAGGUGGCGGUCAUCGCGUGCAAAAGGGCGGUUGUGUGUAAGAUGUUACAGAACUCUGCGAAGAGUGGCCGUUCAGUGGAUCAAGGUGCUGCGUGGGAUAUGGACAGACACCACGACCGCUUGUUGUUGGCGGUUGUGAGCAGCACGUACAAG
Sphaeroforma arctica JP610 is the source of this 345-nucleotide messenger RNA. RefSeq lists its product as hypothetical. The record is from RefSeq and is a predicted model, not a curated record. The transcript has 3 exons. The annotation marks the transcript as partial. NCBI's taxonomy places the organism in Eukaryota, Ichthyosporea, Ichthyophonida.